UUGAAAGUUAAGAUUUUAAAUAUCAUCAAUUUAGUCAUAAUUAAUUGCUUUAAUUUUCAAUUUUAGGUAUAGUUGUUGCAACUAAUCCUAUAUGGUACGAGAUUAGCUGUUACUUAAAUGGUCGUAUGAAUGGUGCAGCGUUACAUACAUUUGUGUAUCGUAAUGCUCAUGGUAUUAAAAACAGAUUAGGUCUUGUUUCUGGUCAGAUCAAAAAGAACAGCUUAAUGACGGAAGAAAAUAGUUCGCACAAUGAUGAUGAUUCUAGUGAGGAUAAUAGUGAUAUAUCAAUAACACUACCAUCAAAAAAAAUUGUAUUCACGUUUUCACCUGAAGAAUGGAAAAGUGUAGAGCCGGAAGAAGUCCGUUACAAAGAUAACGAGAAAAACCGCUCUACACAAAGUUCAAGAAUAUACCAUGUAUUGCCAAAAAAUACAUGGACACCAUUAUUGGCUGAACAUUUUUGGGAGCAUACUCAGUUACCUUGUUGUCUCUCUUUUCGCAGAGCAAGAGUACAUCCAUAUGGUAAUUUUUACAUAAAAGUUGUCGGAAAAUGUACUAUAUGUGAAUCCUAUUUUGAAGGAAUUGUGUUCGAAAGACCUCCAGCAGCUGCAAGAGUGCUUAUGGAAUGUUCGUACACAGGUAAUUUUAAUGAAGUGCAUAAGGCAAAGAAACGUCGCAUGAUUGGACCUGCACAAUCAAAAGCUAUUACAGCUAUGAUUAAUGACGGUCGUUCAAGCGAGUCAUUUAGAGAGACAGAAGCAGUACGGUUAAUGAAAAUAGGUAGGUAUUUAAUAUUAAUAUUAUAAAUAUAACUGUAUUAGUGUAUUAUUAAUUAUCAUACUUAAAAUACUAAAAAUGUUCACAUUGUCAAAAAACUUAAAAUGUAAUAUAAGGUUCCAAAUCAAGUACAAAGUCACAAAUUAAUAAUUAGGUUUGGGGUGGGGCUAACUUGAUGGAGCACCACUCCCGAACACUUUGACAGAUCUGUUCCAAACCAACGUCGAUAUUUAGCAAGUCAAAAGUAAAAAAAAAAAACGCAGAGAAAAACAAAAUAACAAUUAAGGAAGAACGGGAAUUUUUUCACAAAAUCGGUUUUCGACAAAAUCGAUUUUUGUUUUUGGUUGUAAAUAUAUUGUUACAAUAGUAGUUGAAACAUUUUAAAAAUACAAAAGCACAAUUUUUUUUAUAAGCAAAAAUUUCCAAGUAGUUUUCAAAAGUGCCGUGAAAAACAGAAGAAAAAUUAAGGAAAAACGCGCAUUUUUAAGCAAAAUCUGUUUUCGAGAAAAUCGAUUUUGGUUUUUGGUGUUACUCUAAGACAAAUGAACGUAUAUACAUGCAAUUUUCACUGGUUGUUUAUAUUUGCAUUUUCUA
Molecule: messenger RNA, 1371 nt
Organism: Metopolophium dirhodum (rose-grain aphid)
Lineage: Eukaryota; Metazoa; Arthropoda; Insecta; Hemiptera; Aphididae
Exons: 3
Coding region: 126-806 (226 amino acids)
Source: RefSeq, a predicted model, not a curated record